AUGGUAGGUAAAGAAGGCUAUAUGGCUUUGAAACUAGACAUGAGUAAAGUCUAUGACCGAGUGGAAUGGUGUUUUCUGAGAGCAGUUCUUAUCAAGCUGGGUUUUGGCAAAAAAUGGGUAGAAUUGGUGAUGCACUGUAUUGAAACAGUCAACUACUGUUUAUUGGUGAAUGGUGAACUUCAAAAAAUCUUCUCCCCCACUCGAGGCAUAAGGCAAGGUGAACCCCUAUCACCUUACCUUCUCAUAUUGUGUGCUGAAACUUUGAGUAAUUUGAUAUGCAAAGCUGAAGAGAUGGAGUUAAUACAUGGGGUACCAAUGGCUCGUGGACAGAUGAGGGUAUCCCACCUCUUCUCUGCAGAUGAUAGCUUAUUGUUUUGUAAGGCCAAUGCAGAAGAAUGGCGUAGGAUGAUAAGCUUACUGAGAGCCUAUGAAAGGGACUCGGGCCAGAGAUUAAAUGUAGAGAAGACUUAUGUUGUUUUCAGCAAGAACACCAGCAAAAUUACUCAGAGGUUCAUCUUAUCAAUAGCAAGAAUGAGGACCACCAUGCCAUAUGAAAGGUACCUGGGCCUACCCCCAGUGGUUGGCAAGGAUAGAUUCAAAACUUUCAAGACUCUUCUAGACAACAUCAAAUUGAAGCUAAGUAAUCAAAGAAUCAAGACCCUCUCUUAG
Molecule: messenger RNA, 669 nt
Organism: Carya illinoinensis
Lineage: Eukaryota; Viridiplantae; Streptophyta; Magnoliopsida; Fagales; Juglandaceae
Exons: 1
Coding region: 1-669 (222 amino acids)
Source: RefSeq, a predicted model, not a curated record